UUCCCCGUUGUUUUCCCCACUACUAUUCCAUUCCAUAUAUUGAGAAGAAGAGGUUUCAAAAUUUUAUAAUAACAAAGCUUAAUUAUUUUCAUUGCUUCUUGUUCUUCGAAAAAAAGUAAACCACAGAAGCAUUUUCCAAUAUCAGAAGAUGGAAGAAUCGUUUCCUAUGACUGGUGGAGAUGGCCCAUACAGCUAUGCCAAGAACUCAAAUCUACAGAAAGAAGCAGCUGAAAACGCCAAGGCAUUGUUGGUGGCCGCCAUAACCAAAAACCUUGAGAUCAACAAACAGAAGAUCUGCCCCAUCUCAAGCUCAUUCCGGAUCGUCGACUUCGGCUGCUCCACCGGCCCAAACACCUUCAUCGCCGUCGACACCAUCAUCGAAGCCGUAUCCAAAACCUUCCAUGACCAUGUCCCCGAAUUCCAUGUCUUCUUCAGUGACCACGUCUCCAACGACUUCAACAUUCUAUUCACCAACCUUCCCAAGGACCGGACUUACUUCGCGGCCGGUGUGCCUGGCUCCUUCCACCGGAGAUUGUUUCCCAGGGCAUCGUUGAACCUCGCCUACUCGUCCCAUGCGUUGCAGUGGUUGUCGAAGACUCCAGCGGAGGUCGAAGACUCUAGCUCGCCGGCGUUUAACAAGGGCAAGAUUUUCUAUGCUAAGGCCGCCGAGCAAGUUGGUGAGGCCUAUAGGCGUCAGCAUGAAGAGGACAUGGCGAGUUUUUUUAAUGCUCGAUCGGAAGAGCUCGCUCCUGGCGGGCUACUUGCGAUUCUGAUGUCGGGUAGGGAAGAUGGGAGUUCGCCUGCCCAAUCCUCCCUCGGCCCUUUUUUGGCACCGUUGGAAUCUACCCUUGUAGAUAUGGCUAAUGAGGGAGUAAUAAGCCAUGAAAAGCUUGACUCGUUCAACUUGCCCAUUUUCAGCCCAUCCCCUGAGGAGAUCAGGAAGAUAAUACAAAAAAAUGGAUGUUUUGAAAUAUCAAGAUUGGAACUGCAACCUCGAACCUUUCGUCCUAUGAUCAUCACUCCAGAACAAUGCAGAGCUGGGUUUGAGAGCAUUAUCAGCAAACAUUUUAAUGAUAAUAAUAAUAAUCAAAAUAUAGUAGAUCAGAUAUUUAGUCGUUACUCCAAGAAAAUUGAAGGGUGUUCCCCAAUAUCUGCGGACGAUAAAUCUAUUGCGACUGGACUAUUCUUGUCGCUCAAACGCAAAUCUUAACUAAAAGGUGGCAAUAAUUUAAUGUACCAUCUUUAUUUUUCCAUUUUGAGAAAAAAAAUAAGUAUUAUUUAUUAUUUUUUCUAGUUUGACCAAUAAAACGGAUGAAAGCAUAUAUAAUAAUGCUUUACAUAGAUACCAAUUAGGUUUUAUCCUUCAUUUUUGUGUAAUCUUAAGAUAGAUCGAUGCUUAUCUUUCAUUCUUUCUAUAUAUAUACACAAUCCUUGAAUAAGGUAUAUUGUAAUACUUAUCUCUUUCAUCCUUACUUUAUA
Molecule: messenger RNA, 1479 nt
Organism: Humulus lupulus (European hop)
Lineage: Eukaryota; Viridiplantae; Streptophyta; Magnoliopsida; Rosales; Cannabaceae
Product: loganic acid O-methyltransferase-like
Exons: 3
Coding region: 149-1210 (353 amino acids)
Biological process (GO): methylation
Molecular function (GO): S-adenosylmethionine-dependent methyltransferase activity
Source: RefSeq, a predicted model, not a curated record